Cinclus cinclus is the source of this 1613-nucleotide messenger RNA. RefSeq names its product glycogenin 1 (gene GYG1). The transcript has 7 exons. Gene Ontology annotation, molecular function: glycosyltransferase activity. Bases 29 to 1018 code for a protein of 329 amino acids. Gene Ontology annotation, cellular component: cytoplasm. NCBI's taxonomy places the organism in Eukaryota, Metazoa, Chordata, Aves, Passeriformes, Cinclidae. The record is from RefSeq and is a predicted model, not a curated record.
UCCCGCAGCCGACCUGCGCUCGGGCACCAUGGCAGACCAGUCUUUUGUGACUCUAGCCACAAAUGACUCUUAUGUGAAAGGAGCACUGGUACUUGGUUCAUCCUUGCAACAGUACAGAACAACAAGGAAGCUGACUGCACUCAUAACUCCUCAGGUCUCAGAUCUUAUGAGGAGAGUGCUGGAGAAAGUCUUUGAUGAAGUCAUAUUGGUAAAUAUCUUGGAUAGUGGGGAUUCAGCACACUUGGCGUUAAUGAAAAGACCUGAGUUGGGCGUCACACUAACAAAGCUUCACUGCUGGGAACUGACACAGUUUUCAAAAUGUGUAUUCAUGGAUGCAGACACAAUGGUUUUGUCAAAUAUAGAUGAGCUUUUUGAGAGAGAAGAGCUGUCUGCAGCACCAGAUCCAGGCUGGCCUGACUGUUUUAAUUCAGGAGUUUUUGUUUACCGACCUUCCAUUGAAACAUACAGUCAGCUGCUACAGUUUGCCUCAGAGAAAGGGAGCUUUGAUGGUGCAGAUCAGGGGUUGUUAAACACCUUCUUCAGCAGCUGGGCAACAACAGACAUGAGCAAACAUCUACCAUUUAUUUAUAAUUUGAGCAGCACUUCUGUAUAUUCCUACCUUCCAGCAUUUAAAGCGUUUGGUGCAAAUACUAAGGUGGUGCAUUUCCUGGGAAGCACAAAGCCAUGGAACUAUACAUAUGACUCCAGAACAAAAAGCAUAAAGGGCAACAUGGAUGACCCUAAAAUAGUUCACCCAGAAUUCCUCAACAUGUGGUGGGAUACUUAUAUAGCUGAUGUUUUACCACUACUAGAACAGCAUGGAAUUGUUAAAGAAAACACUACCGGAGUAAAUAUGGCAGAAGUUACAGAGGCAGUGUCCCACGUAUCAGUAUCACCACUAUUACCGACUGAAUCUUCAGAAGAACGCAAGGAACGGUGGGAACAGGGCCAGGCUGACUAUAUGGGAGUGGAUUCCUUUGACAACAUCAAGAAGAAACUUGAUACCUAUCUUCAGUAGAAGUGCCUGUCUCAAACAGUGGUGAUGCAAGGACUUGUUCCAGAACUAACAGCUAGAGAGGUAUAGAUGGUGGUCAGUUACACAUGCUAGUAGCUUGAGGAAAAACUUCUUGGCUGAAGGCCUCUGCAGUGCUACAGAUGAAGACUGAGCAAAAGCUAGGAAGCAGAAUCCUUGGGCCACCUAUUACUGCCCAAUUUCCAAUUCUCCCUACUAGAUAAAACCAGAUAUUUUCAGCCUAAAAUUUCUUCUGUUUUGAUCAAUUGGCUCAACAUAUUAUUUAAACUGGGUUUGUUACCUCACCUCAUUAAGGUGAUUAGCAUUGAUUCCUUUGCUUGCAGUUUUAGAUAUAAAAUCUAAUUCAUGGGAUUGCUCAUACACUGGAGUGGUAGCCAUUCUGCUUUACCAUAAAUGUAUUAAUGACACUGGGAAUACAUACAGUUGUAACAGUAAUAGCACUGCUUUGCUCUUCCAGUCACAAUUGCACUGAAAUUUUGACCAGGUUCUUACGCACAGUGCCUGCAGCAUGGCAGAAUGCGUUUUUCAGUUCUGUAUACUAUGGGACUAGUAAACUGAGUUUUAUCUGUUCCUUGUAAUG